GGGCGGCCAAUCGGCGCGGGCGGCGGGCUAUAAAUAGUCGGCGGCUGGGAGCCGCUGGUGCAGUGCGGGCUGUGGUGGUUGUGCGUUGCUUGUGCGUGUUUUGGUGCUGGGCGAUGGCGCGCACGAAGCAGACGGCGCGUAAGUCGACGGGCGGCAAGGCGCCCCGCAAGCAGCUGGCCACCAAGGCGGCCCGCAAGAGCGCGCCGGCCACGGGCGGCGUCAAGAAGCCGCACCGCUACCGGCCCGGCACGGUGGCGCUGCGCGAGAUCCGGCGCUACCAGAAGUCCACGGAGCUGCUGAUCCGCAAGCUGCCCUUCCAGCGCCUGGUGCGCGAGAUCGCGCAGGACUUCAAGACCGACCUGCGCUUCCAGAGCUCGGCCGUGAUGGCGCUGCAGGAGGCCAGCGAGGCCUACCUGGUGGGGCUCUUCGAGGACACCAACCUGUGCGCCAUCCACGCCAAGCGCGUCACCAUCAUGCCCAAGGACAUCCAGCUGGCCCGCCGCAUCCGCGGCGAGCGUGCAUAAGUCUCCUGCUGUAGCCUUUUGCCGGCCAAGCACGGAGGCAAGCCAUAGAGACCCAAAGGCUCUUUUAAGAGCCACUA
Corvus hawaiiensis (hawaiian crow) is the source of this 601-nucleotide messenger RNA. Its product is annotated as histone H3. Gene Ontology annotation, molecular function: DNA binding; structural constituent of chromatin; protein heterodimerization activity. The record is from RefSeq and is a predicted model, not a curated record. Lineage: Eukaryota; Metazoa; Chordata; Aves; Passeriformes; Corvidae. The coding region runs from base 114 to 524 and encodes 136 amino acids. The transcript has a single exon. Gene Ontology annotation, cellular component: nucleosome.